ACAUGCUUAAAAAUAUCCGAGCAGUCGAUUGAGCACCACGCUUCACGUAGUCGUAUCUCUCUCAUAGAUGUAGUGCUCGUUCUCUAGCUCUAUCCAAAACAAAAGAUGUUGUUGUCGCAUCCGUCGCAGGCGCUUGCCACAGGCGAGAAAGAGGCUAAGCCGAAAACACCGUCACCGAGAAGAACGCAGCACUUUGCUGCUGCUUUUGUUAAGGCAUAGACCUUUUUUUUUCCUUGUUUUUUUUUCCUAUCCUAUCCUUGUUAAGGCAUAGACGCUAAUGAUCUAUCCUCUGAAGCAUCUUCCGUCUUGUAGCUGCUCUCACUCCCUUGAGAGUAAAAGAACAGCUCCAAGAUGACUUUCAAAAUUGGAGAUUUGGGUCACGAACUCUAACUCUACCAGCAGAGCAGCGAAGCGGGAGGUCGUCCAUCUGAACCAAAUAUCACCAGAACGAUUAGCCGAUGUUAUGCGAGGGUCAAAAUCCAUGAUUGGCCAUGAGGAGACGGUCAAGAAUUUAGCUCUGGGUGAAGAUGAUGUUGUAGGAGCUUUCCCGGCACCGCCGGGUCUUGAGGGUGCUGUUAGAGGCACGACUAGUGCUGGUAAAAAUGUAGCAGCUUCAAAUGCAAAAGAUCAGGAUGAUAUUAAGAGUAGACGACCUCUUGAUGGCGAACAUGCACACGGUGUAGUUAGAAAAGCUAGUAGUAAUGGUAGCAUCUUCGGAGGUGGAGAACGUGGUGGAACAAGUAAACUGAAUAUGAGCAAGUUACAAGGAGGAAAACACCACGGGUCGAAAUCGAUCCUGACCAACAAAGGAAGUGAUGGCAUGCGUCCUGCCGGCUCGAAGAACAUAGGUUUAUGGCUCUAGGAUAGUUGAUAUUGAUUUGACUCUUAAGAUUGUCUUCAUCGUGUUCAACAGUUCGUUGAUAAGGAGCAUGUCUGUGUUUGCCUCGAUGAUGAAUCCUUCUACCUAAACGAUCCAACUAAGAGCGCUCCACCUCUAAUUAAAACAAGACAAGGCAGCAAAGCAACGAUAGUGAUGUCAAGGCAAAGCAGCAAGAGGAUGAUGAUGGGUAGUCGGAACGGACAGCUAGUGCGAUACGUCAAAGCACCAAGACCGAGAAAACCAUGGGAAGCGGUAGGUCAACAUUUAAUUUGCCGACUACUUUUGACGAUGACGUAUAGGUAUACUAAGCAGACCAAGUAGACAGGUUCGUUGGUAUAGCGUUGUUGCUCAACAUCCUUGUUAAUCUACGUGUACUUAUCAGUCUCACAAUUUUCUCGUUUAUCUUCUACCCAUGAACCAAAAACAUACUAGGACAAGGAAGCCCGCAAGUCAUCGAAGCGCUCCUCGCAUCAUCGACACCAUUCACGUUGGCACCAUUUUUUGGCAACGUUUCACGUAGUAGAUGAAUCUGAGAGCGACUGGUCGGAUUCUCAGGAGGAACAAUGGGAGUUGCCGCCACACCCUAGGAAGAACUGGCUCUGCCGAUUUGCAGUGCCGUUUUCGGCGUUUUUGAGUGGUAUUCAGGUUAAGCACUACUUCAUGAUAUUGCAGCUGCUGUUUUAGAAGAUUUAAACGAUUUACUUGUUGCUUGUAGUGCUAAUUGUGCUGGUAUGUGGUCUGAAGCAUAAUAUCUUCACAGGGACGAUUUGCCUCAUCGUUUUCUUGGCUGGUCUGGCAAAUAUGAUGCCUCGCAAGGAGUCAACCUGCGAAGUGACCGGAUUCAAAAGGGGACUGCCUUGCGAAAGUUGUCAAUUUGAAGUCGCAGUUGCGGGAGUGACCACGCCAGCUACAUUUCAAGUGCAGUUUGGCUCAGAUGGCUUUCCCCUAUCGGAUGCUUUCGAAAAUUGCUCAAUCUCAAACGGAGACUGUUGCCUCUUUCAGACCAGAUCCGAGCGGGGGAUCUCUGAGUUCUGCGACGAUGCUCCGUGGCCGUGCACUUAUACGGUACAGUCUUUGAAGAUGUCCUCAGUGGUCCUCUUUCAUGUGCGUUGCAGGAAGUAGAGUAGUGUAGUCCUCUAAACCCCUGGAGUGGGUACAUACAUACAUACAUACAUACAUACAUACAUACAUACAUACAUACAUACAUACAUACAUACAUACAUACAUACAUACAUACAUACAUACAUACAUACAUACAUACAUACAUACAUACAUACAUACAUACAUACAUACAUACAUACACCAAUGUGGAGGAUGUAUUGUUCUGGUAUUCGGUAACCUGAUUUUGAUUAUAAGGGAAAACAAGAAGACAUGUGGAACAGUGUACUAGGUGAGGGCUCGGAUUAGCAACUAGAGGGUUCGUUAACCCUGAUUUUCUACUUGGCUUCAACUUCAAGAUCGUUGUCGUAGUCGUUCGACACAACUGUAUUAUGAAGUAUAUAUGACCUUGGUUCCGCAUCCGCCUUCUUUUUCACUCCGUCCAGCUUUCCAACGGCAAGACACCUGAAAACGUGGAGAGCGGUAGUAUGAUUACGAUGUACUACAUGUUGCUCGCGUCUGGGUUGAUCCUGAUCUUCGUCCUUUUGCCCUGCAGUAUGUAUCACUCACAGACCCAAGAACAGGACUACGAUGAGCAGUUGGCAAAAGCCAAGGAGGUGACACAGUCCAAUGUCGAACGAGAUUUGGAAAUGAACAGAUUGGAAGAGAUAUGGAUUGGGAACGUCUAGUACGUUGUAGAAGUCUUUGAAGCUUUUGUUCUUACACUUACUAUGAAUAUAUACCUCCCUACACCUACUACUUAUAUAUAAGUAUAUACCGCCCUACACCUACUUUUCUCUUUCUGAUACAAGUAGAUGACUCGUCUUGACCUUCCCUCUACUAACUUGAAGUAGCUGGUAAAUUACCAGAAAAACUCUUCUAAGACCCGAAGAGCACGAAAUAGCGCGUGCAGCUCAGGCGGCGAAGAGAGGAGCAGUAGUGGUGCAGAUGGCCCAAUCGUCGCAGACCAGCAGCUUCGGUUCGAGGGCCUGAGUUCGUGGGCAACUCGAACCCAGGCUGCAAAUGCACAAACCCACAAUUCACAAAGAAAAUUAUACGUACCAAUACAAAAUGUACCUAGUUCCACAUUCAUCCACUGAAAUCUUGUGGUCAUCUCGCAGUCGCAACAUGAAAUCGUUCCAUUUAAAUUCUGAUUCUUGUAGAUUAUAGUUUUUUGGGAGGAUAACAUCAAAUCGUUCUAUUUCUUGGUCUUACUUGCAUAAUUUGCAUUUAAUUGAUGUAAAAACAGUUUACUAGCGAUUUUGGUUGAAAAGAUGAGUAAUGCAUGUGUAGAGUUUUAACCGAAAAGGAAAAAGGUGGUGCUAGUAGCACCAGUGAUAUAGAAGAUAUACAUGAAGAUAGUCAACUUAAUAGGUUUCCGCUACCACGAGGUUCACCAGUCGUCAAGCAAUUGAAGUCGAGGUUGAUAUCAGAAUCUAUCUUCUAAAUGCUUCUUUAGUACAUAGACAAGCAAAAUAUCUAAUGGUUGUACAGCUACGGAGAUACACCAGGAGGUGCCGCUAACUAGUCAUUUUGUUGAAUAGACAUUGAAAAAUUUGGAACAAUUUGUUACAACAAUUUUCAAGUUGAUAAUGUUAAUGAAGAACAAGAUGAAUAGGAAUACAUGCUUCACGAAGAUUUACAAAUGUGCGCCAGAGCCAGAGUUGCGCAAGCUUGCGAAACUCAUUAUUUAGCUCUGGAUCUCACUU
Molecule: messenger RNA, 3687 nt
Organism: Amoebophrya sp. A25
Lineage: Eukaryota; Dinophyceae; Syndiniales; Amoebophryaceae
Source: the annotation of a GenBank genome assembly